AUGCAGGCUGCGGAGGGCGCCGGAGGCAGGCGUGGGCCGGGCCUGUGCCGAGGCGAGAUCGAGUUCAGAGGGUCUAGGAACAAGCGAGGCCGGUUCGUGAAGGUGCCAAGUGGGGUGGCCCCCUCCGUGCUCUUCGACCUCCUGAUAGCCGAGUGGCACCUGCCGGCCCCCAACCUUGUGGUGUCGCUGGUGGGCAUGGAGCGGCCUUUCACCAUGAAGUCCUGGCUGCGGGACGUGCUGCGCAAGGGGCUGGUGAAGGCGGCUCAGAGCACAGGUGCCUGGAUCCUGACCAGUGCGCUCCAAGUGGGCCUCGCCCGGUACGUCGGGCAGUCGGUGCGUGACCACUCGCUGGCCAGCACGUCCACCAAGGCCCGCGUGGUGGCCGUCGGCAUCGCCUCGCUGGGCCGCGUGCUGCACCGCCGACUCCUGGACGACGCCCAGGAGCACAGCCCUGUCCACUACCCCACGGACGAGAGCGGCAGCCAGGGCCCCCUCUUCUCCCUGGACAACAACCACUCCCACUUCAUUCUGGUGGAGCCCGGUGCCCCCGGGAAGGGCGACGGGCCGACGGAGCUGUGGCUGAGGCUGGAGAAGCACAUCUCGGAGCAGAGGACCGGCUACGGGGGCACUGGCAGCAUCGAGAUCCCUGUCCUCUGUCUGCUGGUCAACGGCGGCCCCAGCACCUUGGAGAGGAUUUCUCGGGCUAUGAAGCAGGCCACCCCGUGGCUGAUCCUGGCAGGCUCGGGGGGCAUCGCGGACGUGCUGGCGGCCCUGGUGACCCAGCCGCACCUCCUGGUGCCCCAGGUGGCGGAGAAGCAGCUUAGAGAGAAGUUCCCCAGUGAGCACUUCUCCUGGGAGGACAUUCUGCACUGGACAGAGCUGCUGCGGAACGUGGCGUCCCACCCACACCUGCUCACCGUGCACGACUUCGAGCAGGAAGGCUCCGAGGAGCUGGACACGGCCAUCCUCAAGGCGCUGGUGAAAGCCUGCAAGAGCCACAGCCAGGAGGCCCAGGACUACCUGGACGAGCUCAAGCUGGCAGUGGCCUGGGACCGCGUGGACAUCGCCAAGAGCGAGAUCUUCAACGGGGACGUGGAGUGGAAGUCCUGCGACCUGGAGGAGGUGAUGAUGGACGCGCUGGUGAGCAAUAAGCCGGAGUUCGUGCGCCUCUUCGUGGACCACGGCUUGGACGUGGCCGACUUCCUGACCUACGGGCGGCUGCAGCAGCUGUACCGGGCCGUGGCGCCCAAGAGCCUGCUCUUCUCCCUGCUGCAGCGCAAGCUGGAGGAGGGCCGGCCGCCCGCCCGGGGCCCGCCCAAGUGGCUGCUGGACCUGAGCCAGAAGAGCGAGAACCCGUGGAGGGACCUGUUCCUGUGGGCCGUGCUGCAGAGCCGCCACGAGAUGGCCACCUACUUCUGGGCCAUGGGCCAGGAGGGCGUGGCCACCGCCCUGGCUGCCUGCAAGAUCCUCAGGGAGAUGUCGCACCUGGAGGCCGAGGCCGAGGCCGAUCGCCGCACGCGAGGCGCUGCCUACGAGCAGCUGGCCCUGGGCCUCUUCUCCGAGUGCUAUGGUAACAACGAGGACCGAGCUUUCGCGCUGCUGGUUCGCCGCAGCCGGUCCUGGAGCCGGACCACCUGCCUGCACCUGGCCACCGAGGCUGACACCAAGGCCUUCUUUGCCCACGAAGGGGUGCAGGCCUUCCUGACCAAGAUCUGGUGGGGGGACAUGGCCUCGGGCACGCCUGUCCUGCGGCUGCUGGGCGCCUUCCUGUGCCCCGCCCUCCUGUACACCAGCCUCAUCGCCUUCAGCGAGGAGUCCCCACUGAAGACGGGUCAGGAGGACCUGCAGGAGCUGGACAGCCUGGACACUGAGAAGAGCCUGCUCUGCAGCCCGGGUGGCCAGGCGGAGGAGCUGGCGGAGGCGCGGAGGACUCGGGGUGCCCGGGGCCCCCGGGCGGCCUUCCUGCUCGCGCGCUGGCGGCAGUUCUGGGGCGCCCCCGUGACCGUGUUCCUGGGCAACGUGGUCAUGUACUUCGCCUUCCUCUUCCUGUUCGCCUACGUGCUGCUGGUGGACUUCAGGCCCCCUCCCCAGGGGCCGUCAGGGCCUGAGGUCACCCUUUACUUCUGGGUCUUUACCCUGGUGCUGGAGGAGAUCCGGCAGGGCUUCUUCACCGACGAGGACACCCGCCUGAUGAGCAAGUUCACGCUGUACGUGGAGGACAACUGGAACAAGUGUGACAUGGUGGCCAUCUUCCUGUUCCUCGUCGGCGUCACCUGCAGGAUGCUGCCCUCGGUGUUCGAGGCGGGGCGCACGGUCCUCGCCAUAGACUUCAUGGUGUUCACGCUUCGCCUCAUCCACAUCUUUGCCAUCCACAAGCAGCUGGGCCCCAAGAUCAUCAUUGUGGAGCGAAUGAUGAAGGACGUCUUCUUCUUCCUCUUCUUCCUGAGCGUGUGGCUCGUGGCCUACGGCGUGGCCUCCCAGGCGCUGCUGCACCCACACGACAGCCGCCUGGAGUGGCUGUUCCGCCGCGUGCUCUACCGGCCCUACCUGCAGAUCUUCGGGCAGAUCCCCCUGGACGAGAUCGAUGGAGCCCGUGUGAACUGCUCAGUGCACCCGCUGCUGCUGGAGGGCUCGCCUGCCUGCCCCAACCUCUAUGCCAACUGGCUGGUCAUCCUGCUGCUGGUCACUUUCCUGCUGGUCACCAACGUGCUGCUCAUGAACCUGCUCAUUGCCAUGUUCAGCUACACCUUCCAGAUGGUGCAGGGCAACGCGGACACGUUCUGGAAGUUCCAGCGCUACCACCUCAUCGUGGAGUACCAGGAGCGCCCUGCCCUGGCCCCGCCCUUCAUCCUGCUCAGCCACCUCAGCCUGGUGCUCAAGAGGGUCUUCCAGAAGGAGGCCGGGCAGAAGCGGGCACGCCUGGAGAGAGACCUGCCGGAGCCCCUGGACCAGAAGAUGGUCACCUGGGAGGCGGUGCAGAAGGAGAGCUACCUGAGCAAGCUGGAGAAGAGGAAGCGGGACAGCGAGGAGGAGGUGCUGCGGAGAACCGCCCACAGGGUUGACAUCAUAGCCAAGCAUGUUGCGGGGCUGAGAGAGCAAGAGAAACGCAUCCGGGGCCUGGAGUCACAGGUCAACUACUGCACGGUGCUCCUGUCCUCCGUGGCCGACAGGCUGGCCCUGGGCAGCGCCUACCACAGUAAGUGUGUGUCUGGUGAGGGCCCUGAUGUCACCGCCCAGGGUGGGGACCUGCUCUGGCCUCCACUGGCCCUCAGCUGGCUACUGUCUUCAAGGAGGAGCAGAUGCCCUCUGGCCCAGCCAGGCAUGAGGGUGUGGUCCUGAGGACCCCCAGCAGGUCCCAUGCUCACCCUUGGGCGGUUCUCUCUCCCUCCCCUUGGCCUGCCUCACUGGGCACCCAACAGCUGAGUGGCCUUCUUCCCCACCAGACUCUAGGAACUUUGGCAUGGGGAACCAGCAGGCCCCUGCUGAGCACGGAGGGGGCCUGGGUAGCAGGGAGCACCCAGAGGCUGGCCCCCUGCC
Molecule: messenger RNA, 3537 nt
Organism: Miniopterus natalensis
Lineage: Eukaryota; Metazoa; Chordata; Mammalia; Chiroptera; Miniopteridae
Source: RefSeq, a predicted model, not a curated record